AUGUCAGCUACAUGGUACCAGCAACCCUCUUCAUUUUUAUGUGUGGUGGAUGAUGGACAACAACAUCCUCAUUUCCAGUCUACUCAUCACCCUGCAAGCAACUACGAUACUGGAGGCUCAUCGUGUACUAGUAACUUGACUGCCAUGCCACAUAACAUCAAUCAUAAUUAUUCAUGGAUUUGUGAUAACUUCAGUACUUUUGAGGAUUUUUCUCAGUAUUAUGAUAGUCAUCAGCAAUAUUAUCAGGGCACUGAUGUUAAUGAGCUCACAGCUGUACCAGAAAAUACCAAGAGUAGUACUAUCCAUCCUGAGGGAACAAGACAGAAUACGAAAGGGAGACAGAGAAGUCGGAGGACUGACAAAAAGAAAGACAAUGUCUUAGAGAAGAAGAAUAAUACAACACAAAACAUUUGCAAGAAAGGUGAGGAAAAAACAAUUUGUGAUAAUAAAGAGGAUGCUUCAGGUUGUAAAGAUGGCUGUGUGUAUGUGAGGGCCAAGAGGGGUCAAGCCAUAGGCAGUCACAGUCUUGCUGAAAGAGUAAGAAGACAAAAAAUCAGUGAAAAGAUGAAGCUCUUGCAAUCUAUUGUUCCUGGUUGUGACAAGAUAGCAGGAAAAAUCCCAACACUAGACAACAUAAUAGACUACAUUCACACAUUACAAGAUCAGGUCAAGUCCCUAAUGACAGAGAUUGCUUUGGUUGAUCCCACAUUUGAUGUCAAUUAUCUUGCCUUAGAAUCGAUUGUGACACAUCUAGAGAGUUCGUAUGCUACGACUGAUGUUUCAGAAUGCUCAAGGAUAGCAAGUCAAUAUCAGUCCAUCCCUUUGUAUGGAAGCAGUGCUCAGGCGGUAUCUGCACUUCCCUCACCUUGGCUUGCUCUUCUAGAAGACAGGGAAUAUACAAUUUAA
Molecule: messenger RNA, 906 nt
Organism: Chenopodium quinoa (quinoa)
Lineage: Eukaryota; Viridiplantae; Streptophyta; Magnoliopsida; Caryophyllales; Amaranthaceae
Product: transcription factor bHLH137-like
Exons: 6
Coding region: 1-906 (301 amino acids)
Biological process (GO): regulation of DNA-templated transcription
Cellular component (GO): nucleus
Molecular function (GO): DNA-binding transcription factor activity; protein dimerization activity
Source: RefSeq, a predicted model, not a curated record